CCCUCCUGUUCUAUGCACACGACAAAUAUUCAAAUCACCCACAUAUAUCCUAUCUCUAUCUAUGCAUAUACAUAAACCUCUAUAAAUACCAUUUCGAUAUAUACAGAUAUACGCUUCAAGAAACUCAUUAUAUAAAUUUCGAUAUUCAAAGAAAUUGCAACUGGAACUCACAACCAAUUCAGCUACUUCGACGAUGAACAAACAGGAGCAAUACUUGCGAGUCUUCCGCUACUUUGACGGAAACGGUGACGGAAAAAUAUCGGCGGAGGAGCUCGAACAGUGCGUGAAAUCAAUAGUGGGGGAUCAAACUAACGGCGGCGGUCUGAAUUUAUCGUUGAAAGAGGCGGAGGCGGUGGUGGCGGCUUUAGACGGAGACGGGGACGGGCUGCUGGGAGUGGAGGAGUUCAUGAGGUUAACGGAAGGUGACGGCGGAGAGGAGGAAUUGAGGGAGGCGUUCAAGUUGUAUGAGAUGGAAGGGAGUGGGUGCAUAACUCCGAGGAGCUUGAAGAGGAUGCUGAGCAGAUUGGGGGAGAGGAAGACGAUGGAGGAAUGUGAAGUGAUGAUCGCUCAGUUUGAUCUUAACGGAGAUGGAGUUAUUAAUUUUGAUGAGUUUAGGGUUAUGAUGCUCUGAAAAGCCUUUUAAAAAAGGUAAAUUAUUAAAUUAAUUUUUUAUUUUUGAUAGUUUUAUUAUUUAACUUUUAAUAUUUUUUGUUACAAUUUAGUUUUUGAUAUUUAAAAUAAACAAAAAAAA
Molecule: messenger RNA, 751 nt
Organism: Carica papaya (papaya)
Lineage: Eukaryota; Viridiplantae; Streptophyta; Magnoliopsida; Brassicales; Caricaceae
Product: putative calcium-binding protein CML23
Molecular function (GO): calcium ion binding
Source: RefSeq, a predicted model, not a curated record